UUUCACAUCGUUACUAUGACUAUGACUUCAUCCAUAUCAUCAUAUAACAAAUUAAAUUUAUAUAUUUUCUCACAUCAUUAACCAUCUAAUAACAAUCUAUCCCUCAAUCAACAAAACUAUCUUCGUCAAAAAAAAAAAAAAAACUAUAGAAACAAUGAAAACCAAUAAUUACAAUGAGGAAGAAACCAAUGGUAAUCACCAUGUGAUAGAUAUCUUCAAAAUAGACACAGAAAGGUUAGCUUCAAUGCAAAACAAAAUUUCAGAAAACCCAAAAUUGUUAAGCAAAUCCGCAGGAAAAACAUCUUGUUGCAUCUUCAAGGUACCACAAAGCCUAAUUGAAGCAAAUGGAAAAGCAUACCAACCUCGUAUAGUUUCCAUAGGACCUUACCAUCGUGGACAACCUCGUUUCAACAUGAUCGAAGAACAUAAAUAUCGUUACCUCGGUUCUCUUCUCACAAGAACACAAUUACCCUUAGAGGAAUUGUUAAAAGCCAUUGCUCCAUUAGAAAAUGAAGCUAGAGAGUGUUACUCCGAAACAAUUCAGCUUGAUCCGCACGAAUUCGUUGAAAUGUUGGUUCUCGAUGGUUGUUUCAUUAUAGAGUUGUUUCGAAAAGUUGCAAGAUUAGUACAUUUUGAAGUUGAUGAUCCACUUGUUAACAUGGCAUGGAUUUUACCAUUUUUUUAUAGAGAUUUUCUUAAGCUUGAAAAUCAAAUCCCUUUCUUUAUUCUUCAACGCUUAUUCGAAAUUUCAAAACCACCUCAUGAAAAUUCAACGGUAACCCUUUCAUUUCUUGCUAUGGAAUUCUUCAACAACUCGUUACAAAGACCGGAAGAAGUAGUUAAAGUGAUAACCUAUAAAAAUGAAGUAAAAGGGAAGCAUUUACUCGAUUUGGUUCGUUCGAGUUUUAUUCCAAUCGAUGAAUUAGAAAAAGAACACCAAAGUGUCACUACACCAACCCACGUGAUCCAUUGUGUCUCAAAACUUCGUCGCGCGGGGAUUAAGAUCAAUCCAGGAAAAAACAACGAAAAAGAGAGUUUCUUGAAAGUGAAAUUCAAACACGGCGUGAUAGAAAUGCCAACAAUAACAAUGGACGAUUUCAUGAGUUCAUUUUUAUCAAACUGUGUCGCAUUCGAACAAUGUUACAUUGGUUGUUCAAUGAAAUAUGUAACAACCUAUGUAACAUUUUUGGAUUGUUUAAUAAAUACUUAUAGAGAUGUUGAGUAUUUAUGUGAUAGGAACAUAAUUGAGAACCAUUUUGGAACAGAAGGUGAAGUGGCAAGUUUUAUUAACAAUGCUGGAAAAGAUGUUGCAGUUGAUUUUGAUUCAUGUUAUUUGUCUAGUUUGUUUAAUGAGGUUCAUGAAUAUUAUAGAAAUAGUUGGCAUGUUCAAUGGGCUAGUUUUAAAUACACUUAUUUUGAUACACCUUGGUCGUUUAUAUCUGCUUUGGCUGCAUUGGUAUUGUUGGUUCUUACGGUUGGUCAGACAUAUUUUGCAGCUUAUCAGUAUUUUGAUGCCUAAUGUUCUUUGAUUAGAGAGACAAUGGUGUUAUUAGUUUUUUUUUUUUUUUUGGAUUAUGUAACACAAAUUGUUUGUGUAAUUAAAGAUUUAUUGAUUUUUAUUCUAAGCUUAAAUAUCUGAUCACUAUGUUUAUUAUGAUGGCAUGAGAGAGGAAACUGGAUUUGGCGCAGUUACAUCAAGACGAUGUAACAUAUCUAGUCUGUCUGAUUUUCAGCUGACAUUUGAGA
Messenger RNA from Trifolium pratense (red clover), 1746 nucleotides. Its product is annotated as UPF0481 protein At3g47200. The record is from RefSeq and is a predicted model, not a curated record. NCBI's taxonomy places the organism in Eukaryota, Viridiplantae, Streptophyta, Magnoliopsida, Fabales, Fabaceae. The transcript has a single exon. Bases 155 to 1519 code for a protein of 454 amino acids.